Beta vulgaris subsp. vulgaris (sugar beet) is the source of this 693-nucleotide messenger RNA. Its product is annotated as probable gamma-secretase subunit PEN-2. The record is from RefSeq and is a predicted model, not a curated record. Bases 59 to 484 code for a protein of 141 amino acids. The transcript is spliced from 2 exons. Gene Ontology annotation, cellular component: gamma-secretase complex. NCBI's taxonomy places the organism in Eukaryota, Viridiplantae, Streptophyta, Magnoliopsida, Caryophyllales, Amaranthaceae.
CUCACAAGUCACACACAUACAAGAAAGUUUGGUAGGAGAAAAGAGAAAGUAAAGAGAAAUGGAGAGAUCAAGAGAAGGGGUUUCUUCUUCAUCCACAGGAGAAUCAACCUUUCUCCCUCUCCAAAAUCCCAACAUUUCCAGCAAUUCACCUCGAUGGCCGACAAUUGACGGAGCACUUGGGCUUUCAGAGGAAGAAUCAGUGAUUUAUGCUCGUCGAUUUUACAAGUUUGGAUUUUUACUUCUUCCUUGGCUUUGGGCUCUUAAUUGCUUCUACUUUUGGCCUGUUCUUCGUCACUCUUCCUCUUUUCCUUCUUUUCGUCGCUAUGUUGUUGGAUCUGCUGUAGGAUUCUCAAUUGCCACAAUCCUACUGUCUUCAUGGGCGUUAACAUUUUCAAUUGGAGGAGAACGCCUUUUUGGGCCAGUUUGGAAUCAACUUGUAAUGUACAAUGUUGCUGAUCAGUUAGGUUUAGCAGGUUGGAUGUAGAUAUCAUAUAUCUCUCAAAAUUUCUUUCGUCACAGCAGAAAUGCAGAGUAGCAGAUGCUGUUUUCGGUGCUUGAUAUUCGAAAGUCCCUUCCAUUCUUUGUGACCCAAGACGAUGUUAAUAUUCUGUAUUGACUUCUUUGUAAUUUGUGUAUUGUACUAGCUGAGUAUUAGUAAUAUGAGGUGUUCAAAUUUCAUGGAUUAUAACCAUA